Molecule: messenger RNA, 3547 nt
Organism: Temnothorax curvispinosus
Lineage: Eukaryota; Metazoa; Arthropoda; Insecta; Hymenoptera; Formicidae
Product: protein rolling stone-like
Exons: 2
Coding region: 991-1851 (286 amino acids)
Cellular component (GO): membrane
Source: RefSeq, a predicted model, not a curated record
GUUUUUCAGCGUCCCAUGAAUUGGCACCUUAAAAGAUCUUCUUCAUAAUCAAUAAAAAAUUGUGACACGUUUCGUCGUUGGUAAAGCGCGAAAAUAUAAGAGUCCCGUGUAUAUACUUUGCACGUUGUCUAGUGUUUGCGUUUGUCUUUUCUUUUCCUACUUUUAUGUCUUUAUAAUCCUAAAUUCACGAUAAAAUAAUUAUAAACGUUAAAAAAAGAAGAAGAUGCGCUCAAGAAGCGUGAAGCGCAGUUCCGGUUAGGAAUUUUUGAGAUGAGAAAUCCAAUUUCAUGGAACGGAUUUUGUCUGCGGCGAUCUUCUUCGAGUCGCGCCCAUACAUUAUUUUUACUCUCUUUCUUCUACCUUCCGCGAAGGUAGAUACUCCGGCGGAUAUAACGAUUCGCUUAAAAACCCGACCACUUGCUCGUGCCAAUGUAUAACAGGCUAUAAUAGACCAAGAUUGUAAUAAAUGAACGGUGAAUUAGUAUUGACUGAUUGACCGCGCGACCUUCCGUUCGCCGGCGCGCGUUAUGUAUGAGCGCCGGCCGAUCUCUCUUGUCACGCCGUGUGAACCUCAGCAUCUCGGCCGGACCAACGAGGUUAAUUAGUUCAAAGUGGCCUCCCAUCUGCGCCGCGCGAGACCACAGCGAGACACGACGGCGUUCGGGGAGAGAGGCACUCCUCCUCCUCCUCCGACACGUUCCGAACACCCGAACCCUACGUGACGGUGCAUGAGAGAUCGUCGCCCAUUAGCAAACACCUCGAGCCGCAAAUGUAGCAGACUUUGGAUACUCACGUAGUGAAUCACACACCUUGCGACGCUUACCUGCCUGCGCCUCGAUUAUUUUCCUCGUCGCCAGUAACGUGAUCGCCGCCGGACCAUUUCGUUGAAACCUCUCUCGCCUAUUCCGUACCUUAAUAGUCGCCGAUUAUAAUUGACGGAGAAGCGGAUUCAAACUUCUCUCGUUUUCGUCGGCCUGAAGUCGCCGCGCAAUGGUGAACAAGCUCUGGUGCUUGGAGAUCGGGCGAAGGUGGAGACAGGCGGCUAGACAGGAGCCACCGCAGGCGCGUGUGCUGUCCGAACCAAAGUGCCAGUCGUACGUGGCCAUUUGGUAUCUCUACUACCGCUGGACAAUCUUCCUCGCUUGGACCGCCUUCGUCGUGUGUUCGAUAUUUGAAAUCGGCAGCUACGAACCGCUGUCUCAGUACGAGAAAUGGCCAAUCUAUCUGACCAACUGGGACAUGACUUUGGGUAUUACACAAGCGUUGAUCGGCGGUAUUCUCGUGUCGAAACGAUGGCGAUUGCAGAAGAUACCCGGCUUCAAUCCAUGCGAUCUCAAAUUGGAGUCCACCGACCGGCUAUACUGGUUUCUGUACGUCGUAACGACCAAUAUGGCCAUUGGCGUGACGAUUAGUUACUGGCUCGCCGUAUACAAUCCGGAGAUCCAUAAAGUGGACCCGCUCAAUAUCAUGAUGCAUGUGUGCAACAGCGUGCUGAUGCUGAUUGAUUUAUUUGUCACCAACAUACCGUUCCGCCUGCGGAACUUUUGGUGGUGCCUAUCGAUCGUCGUGUUCUACAUAAUCUUCUCGGUGAUCUAUUAUGUCGCCGGCGGCCUUGACAAGCACGACAACCACUAUAUCUACAAAGUCCUCGAUUGGAAGAAACCGGUGCGGACGUUGCUCGUUUGUAUCGGUGGUUUUACGUUUGUAACGGUGCUGCAUUGCGUCGUUUGCAUGCUGGCAAACAUCAGAGACCGCAUCUAUCGCAAGACUGCUGAGAACGUCAGCAAACCUGCGCAGCUAAACAUGACGGACGAUAAACCGCUUCCAGAAAAACAAAUAGAAGUAGUUUAAUCGAUAAAAGUUUACGUAGAACGACAUUUAUUUUUGUCCGCCUAAUAUCCUCUUGGGAUUGUAAGACCCCGAGGCAUUGGGAUAAUUUAAUAUUCAACAGGGCAAGAUGAAGUGUGCUUUCUUGACGUGGCUGCGCCUGCGAGUAGAAUCCUUCUCUAACGAGCGAGCUUCCUGUGGUCAUCUAGCUCGUUUGUAGAAACGAUAAAGUAUUAAUAGGAUGUUAGCAGUGUCUGAUGAGCGAUACAACCAAGUAGGUGAUCUGCUUUCAUGACUCUGAGCUUCGUCUUCGGCAAUAUUUCUAACAAACUAGAAAAACAAUGAUUAUAGCUAAUAUACCGAUUGUAUGGUCGUUCCCAAUUUGUAUAGAUUCUGCGAAAACGUGCUUAUAUUUCUUAGAAAUUAUAUGACAAUAUCGUAGAAGCCUGACAAUAUUUGUGAACGCUUCGGUUAUUAGAGCCGCGAUUGUUUUGAACGCAUGCCCGUGUUUGCCACGGUGGCAAAUAGUAAAAAUUCAUGUAAAAUAGUGUUGCUUUAUUUUAAAAUAAGUGCAAAUUUUGCUAAGGAAAACAGAAACGGUAAACAUUCCGCAAACAUUUCAUUAUAUUUGAAUUGUACGAAUCUGUAUUCUCACUUCAUAUUUUAGUGUUAUAUGAUGUGUUGUAUGAUAUUUAUACUAUCUCGUAUUUUUGUAAUGUUGAAAAGUAUUGAAUGCAUUUUAUAUUUUGAUAGAUAAAAAUUACACAUUUGCUUUGCACUAUUGAAUUCAUUCCAGAUUACGUGAACGUUGUGUAUAUUUAAGAUAUACAAAUAUUCUUUGGUGUUAACUAUUCUUAUUAACAUUACUUACAAAACUGAGGUUUUUUUUAUAUUUACAUCUAAAUUCGGAAUUUAAUAAUGUAUAAUAAUUACUAAUUUAAUGGCCGUCAUUGGCGUAAAUUAGAUGAAAAUUUCGAUACGAAGAAUUAUUAAAUUAAUAAUUUAUUAAGACGAUACCAAAUGAAAAGUAUGUUUUGUAAGAUGCUUACAUAAGGAUGCACAUACAAUUUGGAAUGACAUUAAUAUAACCGUAAUGAUUUAUUAAGAGCUCAAUGUUCGUUCGUGUGUUUCGAAGAAAACAUGCAAAGAGAUUCGAGAGUUCCUAUUUAACCUAACUUCUAUCUUAUUCAAGCGUCUACAUGCUGUAUGAUUAUUGUAUGUGCAGCCAAUUGAUCGCAGUAAACAAAUAUCUUUUUCAACCGUUAUCGAUAAAAGAUAGAUUUUCGCAUAUGUAGAUAAAUCCGUAGCGUAAAAUAAUCAAGAAUUGUAUGCAUAUCUAUCCUUUUGUACGUUCCAUUUUUGUAUAUUUUUUUAAUUACAACUUGGUGUAAGUACGUGUUGUUCGAUAAUUCGAUACUAUUUUAGAAAAAGUAUUAAGUCUCAUAUACUUCCCGUAACGUGAUAUAAAUGUCGUUGAAUUACAUCGACCAAUAAGUGUGAGAGAAUUUUAUGAAUGUAUAUGUGUGUAUUAUAAAAAUAUAAAUUGAAAAAACAAACUAAUACAUUUAAAAGCAAAAUAAUAAAUUACUUGUAAACACACGUAUGGCUUUAGUUUAAAGCGCGCGUCAUAGUCGGAUAACGACAGCAAUGAAGUACACAGAUGAUGAUUUUUAUGGAAAAAUAUCAACGAUUUAUUAAUAAAAUAACGAUUUAAAGCGAU